AGGAGUUUGGGGGACUAGUAGGAUGCUGAGUACCUUUCCUCCUCGCCACUGUUCUCCACCCUGCUCUCCAUGACCUGAGAGCACCACCACAGCGGGAGGAACGAAACACCAGAAAGAGAGAGAGGAAGAGGAGGGCAGAAGGCCAGGGAAGGAAGGAAGGAACCCACUUUUUUUUGUUGUUCUUAUUUUGUUUUCCUUUUCCCGAAAUGGCGGCGACGGAGGCCAACGCGGCGCCGGUAGUCCAGGAAGACGGGAAAGCCCCUGAAAGCAAGCCGGCGGAGGCGGAGCAACCGACUAAAAACGCCAACGCAAACUCAGAGACUGUCAACAGCGAGGUUGUGGAUAAAGAUGGCACGGCUGUCAACAGCGAGGUAGUGGAUAACAAAGAGACUGUGAAUAACGACACAGCAGCAGCAGCAGCAGGAGCGACCGAGGAGGCGGAAGCAGCGGACGCAGAAGAGAGCGGCGAGGCAGCGGCUCCUCAGAGCUCAGAAAACGCCUCCUCCGCCGAGCCCAAGACCUCCUUCUUGGACUCCUUCCUCAACAAGAGCGGCCUGGGGAAGGUGAUGGGAGGACGCAAGAAGAAGGAGCAGAGUUCAACGGCCGCCGGAGAAGAGAACGCAGCCGAAGGAGGCGAGAAGGAGGGAGAGAAAGGAGCCGAGGAGGCCGCAGCAGCAGCUGAGGGAGGAGCAGAAGGAGGUGCGGAAGGAGAGGCGGCGAUUGAGAAAGCUCCAGAGAACGGCGAGAAAGAGGAGGAGAAGAAAGCGGAGAAGAGCAAACCUGCAGAGGCCAAAUCCACAGUGCGGGAUCUGAUCAGGAAGCCCGUGGCGAGGAUCUUCUCCCAUCGCAGCACCGAGAAGAAGGAUGGCGCAGAACCCCAGAAACCAGUAAAGGUCCGGUCCAAGUCCCUGGACCGGCUGGAGGACGCCGAAGCACUUAACACCACCGCUGACUCCACCAUCGAGGAGGGAGGAGCAGCAGGAGGCGCAGAGGGUGGCGCGGAGGGAGGCGCAGAAGAAGAACAGAAAGCCUCGUCCUCUUCGGCGACCACCAAGCAUAUGAAGCGCUGGCAUUCCUUCAAGAAGCUCAUGGCUCAGAAGGCGCAUAAGAAGAGCGCCGGAGGAGAGGACGGCAAAGAGGAGGGAGCGGACGGAGAAGGAGGCGGAGACUCCUCCACGUUGGACUCCAAGGAGUCGGGGCAGAAGAGGUGGAAGCUGAAACGUUCCUGGACAUUCCAGGGCCUGAAGAGGGACCCGUCCAUGGUCGGCAUCAGCGGCAAGGCCAAGGGCUCCGACAAAGACUCUGCCGACAAGCCGGAGGACGGAGCGGCAGGAGUGGAGGAGGGCGAGGAGGCCAAGCCGGACGGAGGAGCGGAGGAGGCCAAGGCAGAGGGAGGAGAGGAGAAGGCCGAAGGAGGCGAGGAGGAGAAGGCGGCCGUGGCGGCGGCAGGAGGCGGGACGGUGACGCAACACGCCAACGAGAUCUGGACAUCCUUCAAGAAGCGUGUCAUCCCAAAGUCCAAACGCGCCAACACGGAAUGCGCCCCCAGCGCAGAGGACGACGCAGCGGCGGCUACCGCGUCGGGUGAAGACGGGGCGGCCGAGGAGGGCAAAGACGCCAAGUCAGCCAAGGCCAAGCGGUCACACUUCGGCCGUGCAGUUUCCCUGAAGAACUUCAUCCUGCGGAAGGGCAAGUCCACCAGCGUGGACAUGGGCGAGGGCGCCAAGGAGGAGGAGGAGGAGGCCACGGAGGCGGCAGAGGGAGUAGAAACGGCAGAGGAAGCCGGCGCCGAAGGCGAAGCUGCCAAAGAGGAGAGCAACGACAAAGACGCGGCGGCGGCGACCGAGAAGACGGAGGAGGAGCCGGAGAGCGCGGCGGAGCCGGCCAAGGAGGCGAAGGAGGCGGAGAAGACGCCGGCCGACGCUCCCGUGACCAACGGGGAGAACGGCUGCUCCAACGGCACGGGGGAGGAGCACGCCACACACAAUCACCAGGACGAGGAGAAGACAACGGGGGGCAGCCCCGUGAAGAAGAGCAAGGAGGCGGGAGGGGCGAAAGAGGAGGCCAACGCUAAGAUCAUCAACGCCACGGCGGCUGUGAACAGCGACAAAAAGGCGGGAAACGUGUGAGGCCACACAAAGAGGAUUAGAACUGCCCGGGAUUCGCUGAGCAAGGAGCUCUGAGCCCCGCCCCCCCCUCACCACCCUCACCCUCACCCUCACCCUAACCCCUCCUCCUCCUCCUCCUCCCUGCCCUUCCUCCUCUCUCCCUUCAUCCCUCCUCCCGAAUAAACGGAGUAAUCACGUGUAAACAGAUCACCACGGUGAGAACGAGAGAGAGAGAGAGAGAGAUUGAGAGAAUGAGAAAGAUGCAAUUCAUGUAGAAGAGAAGUGAGAAUUAAUAAUCACUCAGAAAGCAAUAAUUCAAGCCCCUCUUCCUCUUUUCAUCCCCCUCUCCAUGAUCCAUCCAUCCAUCCCUCCGUCCGAUGCAUUUACAUACAAACAUGUACAUCCAGUGUUUUUAUUUUUUCUUUGCUUGUCUGUGAGAUUUUAUAUUGUCUACGAGAGAAAAAGAAAAAUGCAGAAAUGUAAAAAAUGAAAAUCGAGACAUUCCACCCCCUCCCUCCCUUUUCUCCCCCCUCCUCUCCCUCCGCCCGCCGUCCUAUUUUCCCUCCUACUUAACUCUGCUCUCUGUCUCUGCCGACUCCUGAUUGGUGGAUUUAAAGAACAAAAAAAAAAAAAAAAAAGAAGACUGUUAGUUUUAUAUUGACGGCCAUUUUGGUUUGUAGUCCCCCCCCCCUACCCCUUCUUCUCAACCUCCCCCUUCCUCUUCCUCUUCCUCCCUCCUCCCUCAUCCGCCCCCAGUAGAUAUUUGACAGUACAGCAGGAUCAUGUUGCUACAGUAUAUAAACUGCCCUGAGGACUGCCACUUCCCAACCAACACUGCAAUGUCUUCAGCUCUGUGUGUUUAAUGUUUUUAGACUGUUAUAUUGUGUACAUGACUUAAAAAAAAAACAACAAAAAAAAAAGGAAAAAAUCACCAUCAGAUAUUAAAAGUCAAAUGUUUGUUUUUUUUCCUGUUCGGUUUGGAAUUUUUCUCUUUUUUUCUUUCUUGUUUUAUUUUCUAAAAACACAUCUUCUCACUGUUCCUGCAGUCUGAUGAUAUGCUGUAAUUAAAAAAUAAUAAGAAUAAUGAUGAUGAUGUUUUGUUGGUCCAAGUUUUCACAUGUCCGCUAGCAAAUUGUCAAGAAAAAAUAGUACAAUAAAGACUAAAAUCUAACAACUAAA
Notolabrus celidotus (New Zealand spotty) is the source of this 3287-nucleotide messenger RNA. RefSeq lists its product as uncharacterized. Lineage: Eukaryota; Metazoa; Chordata; Actinopteri; Labriformes; Labridae. The record is from RefSeq and is a predicted model, not a curated record. The transcript has 3 exons. Bases 207 to 2129 code for a protein of 640 amino acids.